Messenger RNA from Helianthus annuus (common sunflower), 1625 nucleotides. RefSeq lists its product as uncharacterized. The record is from RefSeq and is a predicted model, not a curated record. The transcript has 2 exons. Lineage: Eukaryota; Viridiplantae; Streptophyta; Magnoliopsida; Asterales; Asteraceae. Bases 252 to 836 code for a protein of 194 amino acids.
UACGUAUCUUAUUUAUUUUAGUUUUAUUACUAUUGUUAACUCAAGGGAUUAGGAUGUUAUUUUGGUUUAGUUUGGGGGGUGUCUUGUGUAAGUGUCUUAUUUAUUUAAUGGGUUUACGUAUGGAAUGAAAAUCAAGCAGAAUUUGAGUCAAAUUUCCUUCUAUCUCUUAGCUUUCUUCUUCCCCAAGGUUUUAACCCUAUCAAGGGUAUCAGAGCCGUUCCGAUCUCCGGUCGGAAUUACUUUCGGUUACCAUGACUAACACUCGCAAUCAAGAAAUUGACAGCACUCUCAAGGAACAUGGCAAGGCAAUCUCAAAUCUCCAAGAAACCCUAGCCGCCAUGUUGAAACAACAAGAACAAUCGAUGAAACAACAAGAAGAGAUCUUACGAGCACUCAAGGAGUAUUCAAGCGGUGGCAGUUUUAGUGGCGGCGGAGGCGGCUUCAGCGGCGGCGGCCCUGAUAAAGGGCUAUUUAGCGAUGAUUCGCGGACGGGUACUCGGCCUAUGCGGGUCGGGAAGGUUGAAUUUCCUCGGUUUUCAGGUGAAGAUGUGGAGGAUGGGCUGCAACCCGAAGAUGUCAAAAUAACACCUCCGGUUAACGCUUCAAAACUUCCGUUGCUUCCAGAUCCAAUAGAAGUCCCUAGGCCACCAACUUAUAAACCAGCAACUAUUAACGCGAAGCACUUGUCAGGUGAGGAACUAGAGUUAAAAAAGUCAAAAGGAGAAUGCUUUUGGUGCACUGAAAAGUUCGUUCCAGGACACAAGUGCAAAAAGAAACAACUUUUUGUGAUUAAUGUGGGAGGCGAUGAGGAAACUGAACAAGACGACAAUGGUUAAGGAUUGAAUUGAAGAGCUUACUUUUUGAGGGCAAAAAGUAGGUUAAGGGGGGAGUAUUGUUACGUAUCUUAUUUAUUUUAGUUUUAUUACUAUUGUUAACUCAAGGGAUUAGGAUGUUAUUUUGGUUUAGUUUGGGGGGUGUCUUGUGUAAGUGUCUUAUUUAUUUAAUGGGUUUACGUAUGGAAUGAAAAUCAAGCAGAAUUUGAGUCAAAUUUCCUUCUAUCUCUUAGCUUUCUUCUUCCCCAAGGUUUUAACCCUAUCAGAUUUUCUAUAGAGUUGAUUGGUGAUUCCAACAAUCCAACUGCAUGUGGUGGAUGAAAUAAAAUGUCAAAGAUAUCAACGACCAAACGCCAUGUUAGUCAGUCUCCGACCAUCACUAUUCUUCCAUUACCGGUUCAUUUUUGUUUACUAAAAUGAGACAUGCCUCAAAGAGAAAGAGUGGCGAAUGAAAAUUGGAAUUGGAAGCAGAAGCACGAGCACAUCGUACUAAAGCGGAUAACUUUCUUUCGCAUGGUUGGAUUGAAUCUUGGAGAACGAUUGGACCAACUCGACUACUGCUGGAACCCAUUUCAGAGCAAUAAUGAAGCUGCUUAUUACUAUUUUUUGGGUUGUCAAAUUUUGACGACAAAGAUGGAUUCUUUUCUUUUUCUCUACACACUCCAUUUUCUUUUCCUUUCAUUUUCGCUUUUUUAUUUAUGUCUUCUCUUUUCUUUUUACUAGAUGUAAAACCAGUGUAAAAACUAUGACUUCUCUUUUCUUUUUACUAGAUGUAAAACCAGUUUAAAAACA